Messenger RNA from Zychaea mexicana, 1130 nucleotides. RefSeq lists its product as uncharacterized. Lineage: Eukaryota; Fungi; Mucoromycota; Mucoromycetes; Mucorales; Lichtheimiaceae. The coding region runs from base 211 to 864 and encodes 217 amino acids. The transcript has a single exon. The record is from RefSeq and is a predicted model, not a curated record.
UCACGCUAUUCAUAUAGUACGGCGGACAUUCUUUCUGCACUGGCGGUAUCAUCGGUGCGUGGGUGUGCUGAGAGAAAGUGUUUUAAUGGAGGAAGAAGAGAAAGGAGAGAAGGUAGAAAAAGCGAAGAGGAGGAGAGGGGAAGAAAAAGAGAGUGCAUCUGUUUGCGCGUCUAUGUUAGUUAAUAUGUGUGCUCUUGAAACUGUUUCUGAAUGCACGUACUAGACCCAGCCUGGGAUUUGGAUAAGGUCAGUGGCAAGAAGGGAAGGGUACAUUAUCAUGCAAUCAGUCAGCCAAUCGUAAGAACAACAAAGUGCCUCGUCCUUCUGUUGCUGACGUGUGGCUACCGUCACUACCACCACCGGCCAGCCACCCACCAACAAACAGCACGCACCCAACAAUAUACGGUCCACCUAGAACCGAACCCUAAAAACAGACGCCAUGCAGCCCCCCAGGAAAAUCCCAAAUGCGGUGUUUCGAAUUUGGUCAAACGGUCAGGCCCACCGACCCCAGUCAAAUUUUCAUGUGGCAACGCGACGGAGGGUACCGGACAACACCCCGCAAAAGGACGAACGCGGCCUUGGACGUCCCCGCCCCCACACGCCUCUUACAAAGCGGAAUAUCCCCACACAGCGCCUUUCUAUUGGGCUACUACUUCUUGCUGCACGGAUAUGUAUAAAUUAUGCUCCUCUGUCUCUCCGAACAUUGCUAAAUUUUCUCCUUUACUCCACUUGACCGUGGCAUGCGACUUGAGCCUACACGACAGAGGCGCGUACGGUUGUUUCCAGCUGCUCUACACCGUGACGCAUACUUGUAUGAAAAGUACAUGCCAGGUUUGGACUUGGAAAACUAGGACCAUGGAAUAGAAAAGAACGAGGUGGAAGAGUCCGAAAACACAUUACGGGGAAAAGCAAGGAGAGGGCGAGAGACACCACGUUGAUCCCGGCACACCCGAAAAUAAGUCGGAAUGAGCGUACACGACUUGUGAGAAAAAGUUCGCUAUAUAUAAAAACCACGUAUCCCUCUGGCCCGUCCCUACUUCUUCUCUUCUUCUUCUUUUCUUUUCGCUCCCUCAAGCAACCUUUCUUUCUCUUCCAUCAACCAUGGGUAUCCUCGAAAUCGUUCCUGCUGG